AUCCUUUGCGCCUUCACCAGUUAGCCAGUCAUUGUGACGUCACUGUAAGACAUACACCGGGCUGCGAGAGUGCGAUUACAGACAAACGAAUCUGACACUUUUACCUCCGAUUUUUCCAUUCGUUUCAGACUUUUUUAGUGCGUUAGGUGACCGAGCUUUCAUCCAGAACCAUGAAAGAAACUGCGGCCAAGCGGCGUGACAAAGCAGCGGCGGCAGGCCGCGACUCCAAAAGCGAAAGGCCGAAGGAGCCUCAGGAAGCCGAGCAGCAGGACGUAGAGAUGCCCGAUGAGGAGGCAAACUCUGCGGCCAAAGUACCCCGGGAACAAGACAGCCUCACCUUGGAGGACAUUAAGGAACAUGUGAAGCAGAUAGAAAAGGCAGUGUCUGGGAAGGAGCCUCGCUUUGUUCUCCGUGCCCUGAGAGCCUUGCCAUCCACCAGCCGUCGUCUGAAUGCCAACGUACUCCACAAGGCCGUGUGUGGCUUCUUCACCACCAACGCUGCCACCAAGGACUUUCUGCUGGGCUUCCUGGAGGAGCCCAUGGAGAUGGCGGAAGGAGAAGUGCAUUUCCGUCCCAGGACCGGUAAAGCGGCAACAGUUCCUCUGCUGCCAGAGGUGGAGGCAUACCUACAGCUGCUGCUGGUCGUCUUCCUGACUAACAACAAGAGAUACACAGAGGCUCAGAAAGUUUCAGAUGAUCUUCUGCAGAAGAUCAGCUCCAAAAACCGCAGAGCUCUGGAUCUGGUCGCAGCCAAGUGUUACUACUACCACGCCAGAGUCUACGAGUUUCUCAAGCAGUUUGACACCAUACGCAGUUUCCUGCACACUCGUCUCCGCACAGCGACUCUGCGUCACGACACUGACGGCCAGGCGGUCCUCCUGAACCUGCUGCUGAGAAACUACCUGAACUUCAACCUCUACGACCAGGCCGAGAAGCUGGUGUCCAAAUCUGUGUUCCCCGAGCUAGCAAACAACAACGAGUGGGCCCGCUACCUGUACUACACAGGUCGUAUCAAAGCCAUCCAGCUGGAGUACUCCGAGGCUCGCAGGACUUUGACUAAUGCUCUGAGGAAAGCCCCACAACACACCGCUGUGGGCUUCAAGCAGACGGUCCAUAAAUUGCUGAUUGUGGUGGAGCUGUUGCUGGGAGAGAUUCCAGACAGGCUCCAGUUCAGACAGCCAUCACUCAAGAGGUCACUGAUGCCCUACUUCCUGCUCACACAAGCUGUGAGGACAGGUAAUCUGGCUAACUUUAACCAGGUCUUAGAACAGUUUGGUGAGAAGUUCCAGACAGAUGGGACAUACACACUCAUCAUCCGCCUGAGACACAACGUCAUAAAGACAGGUGUGCGCAUGAUCAGCCUGUCGUACUCUCGCAUUUCAUUGGCUGACAUUGCCCAAAAGUUGCAGCUGGACAGUCCUGAGGAUGCAGAGUUCAUUGUUGCCAAGGCGAUCCGUGACGGUGUUAUUGAGGCAAGCAUCAACCACGAGAAAGGUUUCGUCCAGUCAAAGGAGACCAUGGACAUCUACGGCACCAGAGAACCACAGCUGGCUUUUCACCAAAGGAUCUCCUUCUGCCUGGACAUCCACAACAUGUCUGUGAAGGCCAUGAGGUUUCCUCCUAAAGCUUACAACAAGGACCUGGAGUCGGCAGAGGAGCGCCGGGAGCGUGAGCAGCAGGAUCUGGAAUUUGCCAAAGAAAUGGCUGAAGACGAUGAUGACAGCUUCCCAUGAGGCUGCUGUGUUAACUUCCUGUGCAGACAGGAAGUAGGUUUUUGUGUGUGUGUGUGUGUGUGAGAGAGAGAGAGAGAGAGUGCGUACAUUGUUCUGCCACAUAGUCUGACCAUUUUCCAAUAAGUGUAACAAUAAAAGAUAAUUAAGUCUUUGAAAA
Molecule: messenger RNA, 1890 nt
Organism: Cynoglossus semilaevis (tongue sole)
Lineage: Eukaryota; Metazoa; Chordata; Actinopteri; Pleuronectiformes; Cynoglossidae
Gene: psmd3
Product: proteasome 26S subunit, non-ATPase 3
Exons: 12
Coding region: 171-1733 (520 amino acids)
Biological process (GO): ubiquitin-dependent protein catabolic process; regulation of protein catabolic process
Cellular component (GO): proteasome complex; proteasome regulatory particle, lid subcomplex
Molecular function (GO): enzyme regulator activity; protein binding
Source: RefSeq, a predicted model, not a curated record